Messenger RNA from Cervus elaphus (red deer), 1816 nucleotides. RefSeq names its product solute carrier family 25 member 20 (gene SLC25A20). Gene Ontology annotation, biological process: carnitine transmembrane transport; positive regulation of neuron projection development; mitochondrial transport. Bases 109 to 1014 code for a protein of 301 amino acids. Gene Ontology annotation, cellular component: mitochondrial envelope. The record is from RefSeq and is a predicted model, not a curated record. The transcript is spliced from 9 exons. Lineage: Eukaryota; Metazoa; Chordata; Mammalia; Artiodactyla; Cervidae. Gene Ontology annotation, molecular function: low-density lipoprotein particle binding; O-acyl-L-carnitine transmembrane transporter activity.
CCCGCCCACCCGAAAGUGGGUGAAAGGUCGGCGGCGCCGGCGCCGCGGCUGGAGCAGUGGAGCAGAGCCGGCCGGGAAACCACAGGCACUGUGACGGACGGACUGACCAUGGCAGACGAGGUGAAGCCCAUUAGCCCGCUCAAGAACCUGCUGGCCGGCGGCUUUGGAGGCAUGUGCCUGGUGUUCGUGGGACACCCGCUGGACACUGUCAAGGUCCGACUGCAGACGCAGCCUCCAAGUUUGCCUGGACAGCCUCCCAUGUAUUCUGGCACCUUUGACUGUUUCCGGAAGACUCUGAUGAGAGAGGGCAUCAGGGGUCUAUAUCGGGGCAUGGCCGCCCCCAUCGUCGGGGUCACCCCCAUGUUUGCUGUCUGCUUCUUUGGGUUUGGUUUGGGGAAGAAACUGCAACAGAAACACCCAGAGGAUGUGCUCAGCUACCCCCAGAUAUUUGCAGCUGGGAUGUUAUCCGGAGUAUUCACCACAGGAAUUAUGACCCCUGGAGAGCGGAUCAAGUGCUUGUUACAGAUUCAGGCUUCUUCAGGGGAGACCAAGUACGCUGGUCCUUUGGACUGUGCGAAGAAGCUAUACAAGGAGGCUGGGAUCCGAGGGAUCUACAAGGGGACUGUACUCACGCUCAUGCGAGAUGUUCCAGCCAGUGGCAUGUAUUUCAUGACAUAUGAGUGGCUGAAAAAUAUCUUCACUCCAGAGGGAAAGAGCGUCAAUGAGCUCAGCGUGCCUCGGAUCCUGGUAGCUGGGGGUUUUGCAGGAAUCUUCAACUGGGCUGUGGCAAUCCCCCCAGACGUGCUCAAGUCCCGCUUCCAGACUGCGCCUCCUGGGAAAUAUCCUAAUGGUUUCAGAGAUGUGCUGAGGGAGCUGAUCCGGGAUGAAGGCAUCACAUCCUUGUAUAAAGGCUUCAAUGCAGUGAUGAUCCGAGCCUUCCCAGCCAACGCGGCCUGUUUCCUGGGCUUUGAAGUUGCCAUGAAGUUCCUUAACUGGGCGGUGCCCAACUUGUGAGGCUGAAGGCUGCUCCAGGUUUCAGGAUGCCAGAAGUUGUCAUCCAGGAGGAACAGUGGGCGGGACUAGGCAGUCCUGAGGUGUGAGGAGAGGGGGAUGGUGGGAUGAGAGCUCUGUGCAUGGACCUGUCGAGACCAUUGUCUUAAUCACACCCUCUACCUGGUGUAAUUUGCCAUUUUGCAACUUGAAUCCUCUCUUGUCAAUUUAAGGGAUCUCAUGAGGACUUGGAGGUGGAGUAAGUAGCUCCUAGACCACAUACCACCUGUGGCCAGGGUGCUGUCUGCCAGUUGACUACUGGUCCUCCUACACCCAGAAUACUCUUCAAGAAAGAGGGACUGUCCACCUCUCACUGGAGACACUCUGCAUGUUUGUAGUCAGAUGACUAGGAGCUGGGGCCUUCCUGCAUCCCUAGCCAGGAGCACCCACCAGGGUGUCCUCUAAUCCUGGCCUGCACAGCUCCAGGUCCUCAUGGGAAUGUGGAUCUGAGACCCACAUCUGUCUGUCCAAGCAGACUGAGCAAAUGUGCCUAGGGGCAGAGAGCCUGUUAACACUCGGGUUUUGUUUUGUUUUUUUAAUGCAUGCAAGUAAUCAGAAUUAAAACUAGAGUAACCUAAUUUCCCAGGAGUUGGUGGAAAGCUUUUCCUCCUACACAGCGAGGAGAGUUUUGAAUAGACCAUCCCAGCUUGCUAGGAUAAGUGAGAAAGUGAGAAAGCCCAGGGUGUAGGAAGAGUCUUUUUGCACACUCUUUUCUCAUGAGAGCGCCCUAUUUGAACAGGGAAUAAUAAAUAUUGUUUCUAAUUUU